CGAGAAACACACAACUUGUGCAGCCGCUGAUUAGAGUCACAGAUGUCGCCAAAACCCUUGCCUUCUCUCAACACGGUCGGCCUACACCGAGAUCUCUUUUCCUUCGCCUCCUCCAUCUUUAUUUUCUCCAAACUCAUCCCUUCAUUGUUAAAUUAAGCACCGUGUCACUCGGCAGUCAGCACCGGUACCCGGCUCCUGCCUCUUUCCAUUCCACGAGCGCGCGCGCUAGCUAGCUGAGACAGAAGAAUAAAUAUGUGGCGGCUUAAGAUUGCAGAUGGAGGGAAUGAUCCCUACAUCUACUCCACAAAUGACUUCGUCGGAAGACAGAUUUGGGAAUUCGAUCCACAAGCAGGUACGCCCGAAGAGAGAGAGGAAGUGGAACAGGCUCGCCUUAAUUUCUAUAACUCCCGCUACAAAGUGAAGCCUAGUGCCGACCUCCUCUGGCGAAUGCAGUUCCUGAAGGAGAAAAAUUUCGAACAAGAAAUUGGUGCAGUAAAGAUAGAGGAGGGGGAGGAAAUAACACAAGAGAAGGCGAGGCGUGCGUUGAGAAGAGCGGUUCACUUCUACUCAGCGUUGCAGGCAACUGACGGACACUGGCCAGCUGAAAAUGCGGGUCCUUUGUUCUUCCUUCCACCACUGGUAAUGUGUGUAUACAUAACAGGGCAUCUGGACCAAGUAUUCCCUAAAGAGCAUAGGAAAGAAAUACUGAGAUACAUAUAUUACCAUCAAAAUGAAGAUGGUGGGUGGGGGUUGCAUAUAGAGGGCCACAGCACCAUGUUCUGCACCACUCUCAGCUAUAUUUGUAUGCGCAUUCUUGGAGAAGGCCCAGAUGGUGGUCUUAACAAUGCUUGUGCCAGAGGCCGCAAGUGGAUUCUUGAUCAUGGUAGUGUUACCUACAUACCCUCUUGGGGAAAGACUUGGCUCUCGAUAUUUGGUGUAUAUGAUUGGGCCGGAAGCAACCCAAUGCCGCCAGAGUUUUGGAUACUCCCUUCGUUUCUGCCAAUGCACCCAGCGAAAAUGUGGUGCUAUUGUCGAAUGGUUUACAUGCCCAUGUCCUACUUGUAUGGUAAAAGGUUUGUUUGCCAAAUCACACCUCUUAUACAUGAAUUGAGACAGGAACUUCACGCCCAACCUUUUGACAAGAUCAACUGGAAGAAAACCCGUCAUCAGUGUGCAAAGGAGGAUCUGUACUACCCGCAUCCCUUAAUUCAAGAUCUACUUUGGGACGGCCUUUACAUCUGCACCGAACCUCUACUUACUCGUUGGCCAUUGAAGAAGUUGGUGAGAGAGAAGGCUCUUCAAGCCACAAUGAAGCACAUCCAUUACGAAGAUGAGAACAGUCGAUACAUUACCAUUGGUUGCGUCGAGAAGGUGCUCUGUAUGCUAGCUUGUUGGGUGGAAGAUCCAAAUGGGGAUUACUUCAAAAAACAUUUGGCGAGGAUCCCGGAUUACAUAUGGGUUGCUGAAGAUGGUAUGAAGAUGCAGAGUUUUGGUAGUCAAGAGUGGGAUACUGGUUUUGCAAUCCAAGCUUUGCUUGCGGCUGAUAUGACUGAUGAAAUUGGACCUACAUUGGCUAGAGGACAUGACUUCAUUAAAAAGUCUCAAGUGAAGGACAAUCCUUCGGGUGACUUCAAGAGCAUGCAUCGACAUAUUUCGAAAGGGUCUUGGACUUUCUCUGACCAAGAUCAUGGAUGGCAAGUUUCUGAUUGUACUGCAGAAGGUUUAAAGUGUUGCCUUCUUUUCUCAAUGAUGCCGCCACAGAUUGUUGGGGAUAAAAUGGAAGCUCAAAGCUUAUACGAUUCCGUGAAUGUCCUACUUUCUCUGCAGAGUAAGAACGGAGGUUUGGCAGCCUGGGAACCAGUAACCGCUCAGGAGUGGCUAGAAAUGUUGAAUCCGACGGAGUUUUUUGCAGACAUAGUGAUUGAGCACGAGUAUGUAGAAUGCACUGCAUCGGCAAUCCAGGCUCUGGUAUUGUUCAAGAAACUACACCCAACACACAGGACAAAGGAAAUUGACAAUUUCAUAGAAAAUGCGGUACGCUACCUUCAAGAUAUACAAAUGCAAGACGGUUCCUGGUAUGGCAAUUGGGGUGUUUGCUUUACGUACGGUAGUUGGUUCGCGCUUGGCGGUCUGGUGGCUGCUGGCAAAACAUUUAACAACUGUGCAGCCAUUCGCAAAGGCGUCCAUUUCCUUUUAAAAAUUCAAAUGCCAGAUGGUGGUUGGGGAGAGAGCUACCUGUGUUGCCCGAAUAAGAAUUAUGUACCCCUUGAAGGUAACCGCUCCAAUUUGGUUCACACAGCAUGGGCUAUGAUGGGUCUCAUUCAUUCAGGCCAGGCAGAAAGAGACCCCACACCUCUUCACCGUGCGGCUAAACUCUUAAUAAACUCACAGACUGAAGACGGAGAUUUUCCUCAGCAGGAAAUAACAGGUGUUUUCAUGAAGAACUGUAUGUUACAUUAUGCAGCUUACAGAAACAUAUAUCCACUCUGGGCUCUAGCUGAAUAUCGGAAACGAGUCAAAUUGCCUAAUGCUUCCCCUUAAUUUUAUAUACCAUUAGCAUUACUUAUAUAAUCUAUGAUGCACAUUAUAUAGCUCAAGAAAGCAUGAUUCAGUGAAGCAAAAUGGAGUUCUCGUUCUUCUUACAGUG
Momordica charantia (bitter melon) is the source of this 2647-nucleotide messenger RNA. The record is from RefSeq and is a predicted model, not a curated record. NCBI's taxonomy places the organism in Eukaryota, Viridiplantae, Streptophyta, Magnoliopsida, Cucurbitales, Cucurbitaceae.